UCAUAGAAAUUAAAAGUAAGUAUGGACACCUUACUUUCCAUUUGGAAUGACAUUUUACCAUGUGCCAAGUUCUGCAACUAUGAAUAUAAUAAGAGUAACAAUUCGUUUUUUUAAUGUGUAAUAAUGAAUUUGUGGUCAGAUGAAGUGGGGAAGGUCACUGCAUGUCAUGGCAUGUUUGUGGAAAGUUUACCAUUUUCCUUGGCUAUACUACAAAGGGGAUCAAAAUGUAUAUAAUUAACUCAGAAUAUACUUUUAUCCUGGAUUACGACAGACUGAGUUUAAGCUGCAAGAGAUGCGUCUCACUUUUACAAACUAAAAUCUACCGUCAUGUCGGUUUUGGCUGGAGCUCUCGAUGACGUAUGCUUGUCACACAGUGAGUGGUACUCCGAGAUGUCACCAUGUGGGUGAUGGAGAUGGGCAUGGGACCUCGUCACACACACACACAUACAUACACAUACACACACAAACACACAAGCCACUUGCUGAUUGGACAAUGGUCUCCCAGUCCCCAUAUCUCUCAAUGACAUUAUUCACUAAUUAUCUCUCCCUUUUCUGUUGUAUGAAUAGACAUGGCAAAUGGCAAUGGCUUUGGGCACUUUAUUGUGCACAUGAGCAGGUCAGUCGCAUUCAAACAGGUUAUAGUUGUGAUUGCUGGGGUCUGUCCCUUCUACACAAAACUCUUUGCUUUACACAGUGCCAUCCAAGUUAGUGAAAGGCGUUUGUUGAGUGGGAGUCAUGUGGGAGUAAGCUCCUUUUUUACCAGUUGGACCUGACAGGAACUCAGCUUUCACACAUACCUUUUAAUGAGAAGUGAGUACGACCACCACAAGGCUAUUCUGGGCAGUUAAAAAAGGUCAUUCAAGGAUGCCCUAACUAUGGGAACAGCUGAGAGCAAAAAAAGGAAACACAAUUCAGCUAAUCCAAACAGUAUACACAAGGAAAUACAUUCCCACAAAAACAACAUGGCAGAUCAGAAAGAUAACGCGCAUGACUUCAAGGUUCAGACGGCCAAGCACUCCAACAUGAGCACAGCAUCCAUGCGACCGCCCAGUGAACAGUCCAGGGACAGAGCGUCCAAGAGGCUCUCGUCUGAGUCCAAUGGGAACAAUGAAGGUGGUGUUGGAGCGUCUACUCCAGUGGAACUGACUGCACUGGAAGAGUCCUUCCGCCGCUUCGCCAUACACGGGGACACGCGGGCCACAGGCAAGGAGAUGCAUGGCAAAAACUGGUCAAAACUGUGCAAGGACUGCAAUGUAAUCGACGGAAAAUCCAUCACCCUCACUGAUGUCGACAUCGUCUUCACUAAAGUCAAGAAGAAAUCCUGCCGUAACAUCACGUUUGACGAGUUCAAGGCGGCACUGGGAGAACUGGCCAAGAAGAAAUAUAAAGAGAAGCCCGCAGAGGAGGCCGAGGCUGAGGUCUUUAAGCUGAUAGAGGGGAAAGCGCCGGUUAUCUCCGGAGUCACGAGAGCGGUGGCGUCCCCCACGGUGAGCCGCCUCACAGACACCAGCAAAUUCACCGGCUCGCACAAGGAGCGCUUCGACAACAGCGGCCGCGGGAAGGGGAAGGCCGGGCGUGUGGACGUGGUGGACACGUCCGGGUACGUCUCCGGAUACAAACACGCCGGCUCCUACGAGAAGAAGCUUGCCAAGCCCAUGUAAGGGGGAAGGGAGAUAAACACUAGAUUGAUAUGGAUAAUUUUCUAUAACAACAGCACACACACACACGCACACACACAAUCUGAAAGCGCAAAAAAAAAAUCAUGUAAUCUCCCACUGGCCAUUUUCUGUUUGUCUGCCAUUUUGUUUUAGUUUUUUUAUUGUGUAAUUUCCUUUUGAAAGGUCAGAAAAACUGGAAAACUGUUUACAUCUUUUCAUCACCAGCUGGUACAUUCCUAUGUGAAAGUAAGGUACUGCCAAACCCUGAACAAAGAUAACAAUGAGAGAAUCUUCUGUACUAGCCAUAAUGACUACGUUAUUAUUAUAGGGCCGUAUAGUAUUUCAAAGUACAGUGAACUAUUCACCAAGAAACAAAAGCAAUAAACCUUGCACUUUUCAUGGAAAUAGCAAGUUUCCCCCGUAUUGAGCAUUACACUUUCAAUUUCCUCUCUGUAUAUUUUCAUAGUAGAUUCCGUUAUUGAAACCAUUAAAAACUUGAAUUGAUUAUACUUAAAUUGAUACCUCCCUCCUUAUUUAUAUGUGUGUCUGCCUUAUCUAUAGUGAAAUAAUAAUCAGUUAAUUAUUAUUUAAUCUUAAUAUUUUAAUAUUAAUCUUAAUAUUUUCAGAUUUCCAAGAUCCUUUACGUUAGGUCUAAUAGAACAAUCUUUUCCUUAUUUUAAACCACUUAUCGAAAACGAUAACGGACUGAAUCUGUCUAGGCAUCCCACUUACUUAAUUAAAUGAUGUUUAAUUUUAUAAAAAGGUUCUACUGUAGCAAUUAAAGAAGAAACAAGUAUAAGAGUAAAAGCAUAUAUAUUUCUGAACAUUUUAAAAUAUAGAUCAUAUGAAGUAUAUUUUACGUCCUGAAUUAUCCACAUUUGGAUUGAGAAGUUUUUAACAAGAACGUAAUAUUAAACGUCCCUGUAUCCGUACUUGUAAACUGCAUACAGAAACCAUUUUGGUGAUAAACAUUUAACAGAAACUCACACAGAACUAAUGAGCUGGGUUGGUGAAGAUUGUAUUUUUAACAUUGUACUUACAUUAUCUCUCUGUCAGAGUAGCAUACUGUGGUUCUAAUAUAUUGGUGGUAAGAUUUUGUAUAUUUCUUUUGAAUUGAUAGAGAUGUGUCUUUAUUUAAAACACGGGUUUCCUAUAUUCCUCUUUAAGCGCUGGAACAUGUAUACUGCAUCUAGUUCCGAAGCGCAUAGAUUCAUGAAAAAUAUGUAUGUUUCUGUCAUUUAACGUUUAAAUUCUGUAACCAAUGUGAAGACAUUACCUUCAUUAGAAAAAAAAAAGUGUAGAAUAAAUGGUGGACAUUGAACUAUAUUAAACAAAAUCAGAUGAUAGUGUUUAUUCAAAAUGGAAAGGGAAAAAGAAAAAAAUACUUUUUUUCCUAGCCUUUUCUCUAUUUUUUCAACAUAGUGGUGUACCAUUGUUGUUGAAGUGUUUGCUGUAAGUAUUAGCUUUAGUAUCUCUGGUCCAAUCUGUGAUGUAUGCUUCAUGCCAAAUACAGUGCACCUUUUACACAAACGACCAACAAUAAUGUCUUAUAUUAAUGUUAACUAUUGUGUCCUGGUGCAUGCUACACGUCUGUCUCUCUCUUUACAACUUGUUGAUAUGAUUUGUAGUGAAUUAUUGGAAAAUAAAAAAACAAAACAUG
Molecule: messenger RNA, 3318 nt
Organism: Gadus macrocephalus (Pacific cod)
Lineage: Eukaryota; Metazoa; Chordata; Actinopteri; Gadiformes; Gadidae
Product: tubulin polymerization-promoting protein
Exons: 5
Coding region: 876-1661 (261 amino acids)
Biological process (GO): positive regulation of protein polymerization; microtubule polymerization; microtubule bundle formation
Cellular component (GO): microtubule
Molecular function (GO): tubulin binding
Source: RefSeq, a predicted model, not a curated record